This is a messenger RNA of Cyclocybe aegerita, 1056 nucleotides long. Lineage: Eukaryota; Fungi; Basidiomycota; Agaricomycetes; Agaricales; Hemipholiotaceae. The record is from the annotation of a GenBank genome assembly.
AUGAAGGACACCUUAACCGAUGCGAAUUUUCCCCGCACAGCGGAUGGGCGAGUCUAUCAUCUCGGUGUGAGGCCAGGAGAGGUGGCAAAUCGUAUCGUAACGGUCGGAACGCCGUCGAGGGCAAACACCAUCGCGUCGCAUCUGGACGAGAAGCCGAAACCGUUCGUGCUCACGUCCGAGAGAGGCUUCAUGACCAUCACCGGUCUCUUCAAGGGCACCCCCGUCUCCAUCGUCAGCAUCGGAAUGGGCAGCCCAAACAUGGACUUCUUCGUUCGUGAAAUCAGAGAGUCCGUCGCUGGCGACUUGGCUAUCAUACGGCUGGGAUCAUGUGGCGCGCUGGUUGACGUGCCCGUGUCAACCGUCGUCGUCCCAAAAGCCUGCGUCGCCGUGUCUCGAAACGUCGAUUUCGACUUUGUUAAUCCCCAGAGCUCCAGCGAACCUGCAUACAGGAUUAGUAAACCCGUAUCGGCUGAUCCAGAAUUGACGGAGCAGGUUCUCAAGGCUCUCGAGGCCGUCCAUCCGCCAACUUCCAAGGCGGGCAUCCUUGCGGGGACAGUGAAUGCUUCGGCUGAUAGUUUCUACUCGUCUCAAGGGAGACAGACCUCGUUUCCAGAUCACAAUGCGGACCUUAUCGAGCAUCUGGUGAAGAGUGUCCCAGACCUCGCGACACUCGAGAUGGAGACGUUCCAUCUCUACCACCUGGCGGCGUGCUGGGGGGGACGGACCACCGGUCCCAAAGCGGGCGCGGCGCCUCUCACCACCGGGCCUGUUAGUCCCACCGUCGAGGCGAAGGCGGCGGGUGGUGGUGGUUCCAUUCCUUCUUCGGCCCAGGAUGCCAAUGAAGCUGGCCCCUCGCUGAGCGACGGCUCCGUCAUUCGCGCGGCUGCGGCGCAGAUGGUCUUCGCGGCUCGCACCUCCAGGGACUUUAUCACCCCACAGGAGGUGGAAGACACCGAACACUGGACGGCUCUGGGUGUUUUAAUCGCGCUGGCGAACACGAAGAUACCGCAAGACCGGAUGCACUCGGACAAGGGUAGCGUCUGGGAAUUGGCGUAG